Molecule: messenger RNA, 1277 nt
Organism: Halteromyces radiatus
Lineage: Eukaryota; Fungi; Mucoromycota; Mucoromycetes; Mucorales; Cunninghamellaceae
Product: TB2/DP1, HVA22 family-domain-containing protein
Exons: 3
Coding region: 19-1101 (360 amino acids)
Source: RefSeq, a predicted model, not a curated record
AUAUAUAUUCUUGAACAAAUGUCCAAACAAUCAGUUAAUGAAACACCCACUCCUGUAUCAUUUAUAGACGACAAGAACGAUGACCAAUUAGAACAACAACAACAACUUUUUGCAACUUCUUUUGCUAUACAAAGAUGGAUUGACAAGUUAAACCGUCAAUCACCCAUCAACAUACGAAUGGCUACACUUCCUAUCUGUACAGCUUCUGUCAAACGAAUCAUUAGCAUAGAAUCUUUUUAUGCUCGAUCUAGACUGUUUAGAUUCUUAUUACGAAAAGGAUUACCUCCUAUUCUACUUUUUCUUGGGACAACAACAGCUUUUGUUUGGAUGCUUAGACGAUUCUAUAUACGACACCAAUAUUUAGCUCUUCAUUCUCUUGGUGUUUUAUAUCCUGCUUGGAAAUGUUGGCAUUUGGUCAAACAAUUGGAUACUCAUGGUCAACCUAUAGAACAAUUAAAAGAAUGUAAGUCUUGGCUUACUUAUUGGAUGUUAUAUGGUUCUCUUCAAGUACUGGAAAACUGGAGCUCGGAUCUUUUACUGUUUUUCCCAAAUUAUAACAUUUACAAGUUAUUUAUACUCUAUUGGGCACAAAGUCCUCAUUCAAAAGGUGCAACCAUUCUUUAUCAACAUGUCCUUCAAAAACCAGAAGACCAGGAUGAAGAACAACAAUAUCAACAUAAUAAUUACUAUGAAUCAACUUUUACAAGACCAUCAUCAUCAUCAUCAUCAUCAGUAGAACAUCAUCAGCAAUAUAAAUCGUAUCGGUCUCAUUCUCAUCAAUAUCAAUCUUUAUUCAACAACAAUGAUGAAGAGUUAACAUUGACAAUUGGACACGUGGAUGAUACUGAACAUGAGGAUAAUCAACAACAAGAUGAUCGUAUUCGAAGUUUUAGGAUCAUUGAUGGCUACACACCUCCAACAUUAGCAUCUGAAGAGCAUCCAUUAUCUUGUGAAAGUAGUAUUAGUAGUAGCAGUGGUCAUGAAUCAGCAGAUUAUGUCUCAUCACAAAAGGAUUUGGAGAAAACAACCGAUCAUCAUCAUCGUCAUCAAAAACAGAAUUAUCCUAUCUUGGUACCCAUGGAAACUGAAGCUGGCUGGUAGAUCUUUUUAUUUAUUUAUUUAUUAUUACACAUCAACACCUAACAUUUACUAUAUUAUUAUUGUUAUACUACUUUAUACCUUUUAUAUAUAUUUAUUCUAUGACAUUAUUUUUUUUUAUCUUCUUGAUUUGAUUUUGCUGAUGAUCAGCUCCAAUAAACAUGACAUUUUUUUUUUAA